GCUUGCUUCUCCCUCUCCCACUCCUAUGCUUGUAUUCCCUCUCUUGCCAUCUUUCUCUAUCAAUCAAUAAAUAAAAUCUUAAAUAAAAAGAAUCUGAUUAUCCCUAAGAAGUGGUAUAAUUUAAUUGACUAGUUCAAAUAGAUUUGAAUAAUUGCAUAGAUUAAAUAAUGGCUUAGAUCAGUGAUUCUCAAACAUGGCUGCACAGUUGAGUCACCCAAGGAACUGUUGAAAAGAAACAAAGCCUGGCCACUCCCCAUACACUUAAGUCAGCAUCUCUCAGAGAAGGAUGGCAUGGGACCCAGGUCUCAUAAUUUAUUAAUAUACCUGGCAUUUCCAGUGUUCAGUUGGGGCUGAAAACCACUUGUUUAGAUAAAGGUUUGAGUAAGUUUUCAAAAGUGGGGGUAAAGGGAAAUUAAGAUGACGUGAUACUAAUUGCAGGCUUGUUGUAUUUUAUGUAAUCCUAAGUGGGAGUUAAUGGAAUGGACCUUAGAUACUUACAUAAAGUAGAGGCUGUACUGUAGUUGUUUUUAAAAUAAGAUCCGAUUGAAAAUUUACUGGUGGCCAGAAUUUCCUGCUUUGUUAGACAACCUGAUCUAUUUCCAGGUGUCAUAUUAUUAUAUUGACUUGUAGUAGAUUUUUUUGUGACUACACUCAUUACUCCUCUAAUUCUGCCCUCUGGCACAAUGCAAAAUAAAUAUCCCUGUUCCACAGGACCUGUAGACACAUGAAAACCAUUCUCUUGGUUCCAUAAAGUAAUUUCUUAUAUAGUUUAACAUCCCUCGUUAUUUCAGCCUUUAUUCAUGUGACACUGAAAAGUAAGUUCCGGGAAAGGUUAAGAAACCUCCUAGUAAGUAUUGGAGCAGGAACUGGAAUCUGGGGAGGCUGGCUGCAGAAUCCAUGCUGUUAGCCACGGUUGGAAAUACACACUUGACGGUGAGGAGCAAGCUUGGGAUAGAAGACAGUGUUCUCCUCACUGUAGCUGAAACAUAGUUCUGUUGUGUGCCUGGCAGUGGGAUAGACAGUGGGGAUAAAACAAGUAGGUAUACUGUGUGUCCUGAAAGUGCCCGGGGCGGGGGGGGGGGUGUUUGAAAAUGGAGACCGAGAGAUGCAGCGAGGGGAAACCUACAUGAAAGUUUAUCAUCAUUGUGUAAAUCAUAGAGAAUACUGAGAACCAAGAUAUACAGAGGGAAGCUAGGUGAGGAAGGAAACCAAGUAAAUAAAGAGCUUCAAGAACAAUCAAAGGGCCUACAGUAUCCUCUGUAUUAGAUGUCAUUGGUGAAAACCGUUUUAGUGGUGUGGCAGGGCAGAAGCCGUACUGCUUUUAUUCAUGUAAAUUUGCAUAGAACUGAGAUGGAAAUCCAUAAGAUCUCCAGAAGACAAAGGGGAAAACAAUAGAAAAGAAAACAGAUUCAAAAGAACUGUAAAUAUAAGCAUGGGAAAUACUCAAGCUUGGUAUUCAAAAGGUGGAAAUUAAAAAUACAAUCUAAAUUUAAAACAACUUAAAAAUGCAAUGUUUAUAGACUUCUGUUUCUGGCCAACAUGGAAUAACAGGGACAACGGCAACAACAACAACAGACAGAAAAAAUACAUGAAACAAUUGUUCUAAGACCCUGGACAUCAGAUGACAAAGGACAGUCAUCCCUGGGAGAUGGAAAAUCAACGAGGUAAGCCUUCUGAUUGCUCCGGUUUAUUGCCUUGAGAGGGUUUCCCGUUUACAGCAGAGGAAGGUGAAACUGAGGUGGAGCCCAGCAGACUUCCUGAAUCAAGGAUGGAUCUGAGAAGCUGAUCUGGGGAGAGCAAAGCAGCUGGAGUUCGUAGGACAGACCACCAGAGAGGAGAGGUCUGCAGAGGGUCUCCCACAAGUACUCAAGAGCACAGAGCAGCACAUAUGUGUGAGGAAACUCUACAAGGCCAGGGAAAGAAUCCUCUACAGGGCUGGAGGGAAUAGUCCUGAUAUUUGCAUGGGGAAUACUGCCUAUUACCACUAGCCAGACUGGAAAACUCUUGUAAUUCCUGGAACAUGGGAGUGGAACUAUUUAUGUAAAGCACUGAAAGGAAAAUUAACUGUACUUAGAAUUCUAAAUUCAGCAAAAGUAUAUUUCAAAGACAAAGUCAAGACGACAGAAUGGGAGAAAAUAUUUGGAAAUUAUAUAUCUGAUAAGGGUUUAAUGUAUAUAAGAUACAUAAAUACACGUAUGUGCUCACACGUAGAAUAUGUGAAGAACUACAACUCAAUAACAAAAGCACAAACUAUCCAAUUUAAAAAUGGGCAAAGGACUUGAACAGACAUUUCUCCAAGGAGGAUAUGCAAAUGCUACUAAGACCAUGAAAAUAAUGUAAAUCAAAACUACCAUGAAAUACCACUUCACACCAACUAGGAUGGCUAUAAUAAUUUGAAAAAUGGAAUAACAAGUUUUGGCAAGCAUGUGGGGAAAUUGGAUCUCAGCAUCACAACUCACAGUGACACUGCCACUGUGGAAAACAGUUGUGGGUCCUCAAAAAGUUAAACAUACAAUUACCAUAUGACCCAGCACUUCCCACUUCUAAGUAUAGCCUGGAAGGAAUUGAAAGCAGGGACUCAAGCUGGUACUUGUAUGCCAGUGUUCACAGCAGCAUGUGCACAAGAGCCAGUAGAUGGAAACAACCCAGGGGUCCAUCAGCAGAUGGAGGGACAAGCAGGAUGUGGUCUCUCCAUACAAUGGAAUAUUAUUUGGCCAUUAGAAGGAAUGAAGUUCUGAUUCAUGCUACAGCAUGGAUGUACCUUGAAGACAUGAUGUGGAGUCACAUAAGCUAGACACAAAAGGACAAACAUUGUAUGAUUCCAUUUAUAUGCAUUUUCAAGAAUUGGCAAAUUCAGAGAGACAAAGUAGAUUAUAGGUUAUUGGCGUCUGAGAGGAUCCAGGAGUGGGGAGUUUGGUUAAUGUUUCAGAGUUUCCAUUGGGGUGAUGAGAAAGUUCUGGAAUUAUUAGUGAUGGUUGUACACUAUUGUGAAUGUAAUUAAUGCCACUGAGUUGUACGCUUAACAAUAAGAUAGCAAAGGUAAUUUUUUACUACAAUUUUAAAGAUAAUAUAAUUGCCAAAAACCAUUGGAUUGUAUUGAGUGGGUGAAUUGUAUGGUAUGUGAAUUAUAUCUUAGUAAACCUGUUUGGGAAAAAAAAAGGCAAAAUGAAGACACUGUCAGACUUAAAAAGCUAAAAGAAUUCAUUAUCAGCAGACCCACAUUGCAGGAAAUGUUAAGAGAUGGCCUUCAGGGAGAAAGGAAAUGAAACCAAGUGGAAAUCUGGAUCUACAGGAAAGAAUGAAAAGCAGUGGCAAUGGUAACUACGUAGGUAAAUAUAUGAUAUUUUUCUUUAUUGUUUAAUGAUAAUACCUAUUGCUGGGUAACAAACUAUCACAAACUUAGUAGCUUCAAACAGCACUCACUCACUAGCUCACAAGUCUGUAGGUGGAAGUCUGAGCCUCUCUGGCUGGGUUUUCUGCUCAGAUAUGCAACAUCUGCUUUCAAGGUGUUGGCUGCCCUGGGUUCUCAUUUGGAGGCUCUGAUUGUUGGCAGAAUUCAGUUGCUUGUGGCUGUGGGACCAUGAUAGGACUGGCUGUCAGCUGGGUGUUGCUCUUGGCUCCCAGAGACCGCCCCCAUUCCUUGCCCUGUGACACCAUCCACCUGCAGGCCAGUAAUGGCGCAUCACAUGUUUCUUGUGCUUCCAAUCUCUGACUCCCAUUUCUGGUCAGCUGGAGAAGACACUUGUUUUCUUAUCUGUAAAGUAAGGGUGUUCGAUUGAGGCAGGUUUUGUGUCUUGGCUUGUUUUUCUCAAAGAUUUGUAGCAGCAGAACCAUUAAAUUGCAAAUGAGAUUUUGCAUGGACCUCUAGAGACUAGGGGGGAAAUGGCAAUCUAUAUAGUUCUUCAUACUCCUGGGAAUUUCAGACCUUGUAGAUGUAUUUUUGGACUAUCUCUGAUGUUCCUCGUUGUGUGGUGGGUAUUGCAUUAUACCCAGCCAGGUGUAAGGGAGUCUAGGUUGAUGAUUUAUAAAACCUCCCUGUCACAGGCGCCUUCCCUCAUGAUUCUUUCUUUUCUCCAGCUUCCUCUUCUCAGGAUCUCCGUUACUCAAAAAAGCAUCAUCAAGAACAAGAAGGGGAUGGAAGCCGAGUCAGCACCUGCCGGGUCCCAUACACUGGUGACCUUCAGGGAUAUACUUGUGAACUUCACCAGGGAAGAGUGGAAGCUGCUGGACUCUGCUCAGCAGAUCAUGUACAAAGAUGUGAUGCUGGAGAACUAUAAGAACCUGGUUUCCUUGGGUAAGACUAACUUCUGUUCUCAGAGAUACCCCCUGCGACGAUUUUGCUUCUUCAUUGAUCAAAAGGGCAUCAGCUUCCUAAACCACACGUGAUCCUCCAGUUGGAGAAAGGGGAAGAGCCGUGGCUGGUGGAGAGAGGGAUUCACCGGGAGACCCAGCCAGAUUUGGAGACUGCAGUUGAAAUUAAAUCAAUUUCCAGUAAGAGCAUUUCUAAAAAUAAACAGUCCUGUGGCAUUAAAAUGGAAGGAAUUGCAAAGAAUGAUCUCUGGUACUUGUCAUUAGAAGAAGUCUGGAGAUGUGAAGACCAGUUGGACAAGUAUCAGGAAAACCAGGAGAGACAUUUGAGGCAAGUGGCAUUCACCCAAAAGAAAGUACUUACUCAGGAGAGAGUCUGUGAAAAUGGUAAAUAUGGGGGAAACUGUCUUCUUCCUCCUCAGCUGGUACUGAGAGAAUAUUUCCACAAACAUGACUCACAUACUAAAGGUUUAAAACAGAAUUUAGUUUUUAGCGGUCAUCAGGAAAGCUAUGCAGGUAGCAGUGAAUGUGGUCCAACCUUCUGUCAAAACAUUCACCUUAUUCAGUUUGCAAGAACCCAGCCAGGAGAUAAGUCCUACAAAUGCCCUGAUCCUGUGAACUCUCUUACCGGUGGUACAUCCCUUGGUAUAUCAAAGGGUGUACAUAGGGAGAAACCCUAUGAAUGUAAGGAGUGUGGAAAAUUCUUCAGCUGGCGCUCUAAUCUUACCAGGCACCGUCUUAUUCAUACUGGAGAAAAACCUUAUGAGUGUAAAGAAUGUGGAAAAUCUUUCAGCCGGAGUUCUCACCUCAUUGGACAUCAGAAGACUCACACUGGUGAAGAACCCUAUGAAUGUAAAGAGUGUGGAAAGUCCUUCAGCUGGUUUUCUCACCUUGUCACGCAUCAGAGAACUCACACAGGAGACAAACUGUACACAUGUAGCCAGUGUGGGAAAUCUUUUGUUCACAGUUCCAGGCUUAUUAGGCACCAGAGAACUCAUACUGGAGAGAAACCUUAUGAAUGUCCUGAGUGUGGGAAGUCUUUCAGACAGAGCACACAUCUCAUUCUGCAUCAGAGAACUCACGUGAGAGUGAGGCCCUAUGAAUGUAAUGAGUGUGGGAAAUCUUAUAGCCAGAGAUCUCACCUUGUGGUGCACCACAGAACUCACACGGGACUGAAGCCCUUCGAGUGUAAAGACUGUGGAAAAUGCUUCAGUAGAAGCUCUCACCUGUUCUCCCAUCAGAGAACCCACACUGGAGAGAAACCAUAUGAAUGCCACGAUUGCGGGAAAUCUUUCAGCCAGAGUUCUGCCCUCAUUGUGCAUCAAAGAAUUCAUACUGGAGAAAAGCCAUAUGAAUGUUGCCAGUGUGGAAAAGCCUUCAUCCGGAAGAACGACCUUAUUAAGCAUCAGAGGGUUCAUGUUGGGGAAGAGACCUAUAAGUGUAAUCAGUGUGGGAUUAUCUUCAGCCAGAACUCUCCACUGAUCGUACAUCAGAUAGCCCACACUGGAGAGCAGUUCUCAACAUGUAACCAGUGUGGGGCAGCGCUCGUCAGUAGCCCUAACCUUGUUCGAUACCAGACCAGUCAUAUUAGAGGAAAUGCUUAUUAGUAUAGUGAAUGUGGAGAGUUCUUUACAAAGAGCAAUAACUUUAUUUUGCAUUGGAAACUCUGGGAAGAAGCUGUGUAGAUGUAAUCUGUGCAGAAAUGCUGUCAGUCUUGUUAUCCUUUUGUGCACUAGAGAACUGGUCCUAGAAGGGGAAAUAACCCACAGAUUUCAUUUUAGUACACAAAUACAUUAGCCUUUCUUUCCACAAAUUCCUACAAAAGCAGUUGUCUUUGGAGCAUUCUUUUUUUUUUUUUUUUAAAAGAUUUUAUUUUUAUUUAUUUGACAGAGAUCACAGGUAGGCAGAGAGGCAGGCAGAGAGAAAGGGAAGCA
This is a messenger RNA of Lutra lutra (Eurasian river otter), 6242 nucleotides long. It is a transcript of the gene ZNF10, whose product is annotated as zinc finger protein 10. The record is from RefSeq and is a predicted model, not a curated record. Gene Ontology annotation, biological process: regulation of transcription by RNA polymerase II. Lineage: Eukaryota; Metazoa; Chordata; Mammalia; Carnivora; Mustelidae. Bases 4533 to 5915 code for a protein of 460 amino acids. Gene Ontology annotation, molecular function: RNA polymerase II cis-regulatory region sequence-specific DNA binding; DNA-binding transcription factor activity, RNA polymerase II-specific. The transcript is spliced from 4 exons.